Messenger RNA from Hemibagrus wyckioides, 2131 nucleotides. RefSeq lists its product as uncharacterized. Bases 113 to 1393 code for a protein of 426 amino acids. Gene Ontology annotation, cellular component: centrosome; spindle pole. Lineage: Eukaryota; Metazoa; Chordata; Actinopteri; Siluriformes; Bagridae. The transcript is spliced from 3 exons. Gene Ontology annotation, biological process: spindle organization. The record is from RefSeq and is a predicted model, not a curated record.
UAUUGCUCAUACAAAUACUAGGCGGGAAAACUAAGGGGGAAGCUGCUUGUAGAAACACAAGGAGGUUGUUUAUAUGAUAAGAAUACAGGCUGGUGAAAGGUGAGGAAUAAAGAUGAACAACAGUAAGAGUAAGACAUGCAGAGCAUCACAGGAGCAGUGUGGAGUUUGGCUGGAUGCUGCUGAAUUAAGAGCGAAGAAACAGAGAAAACUGGCACGUCCAAUAUCCAAACUCCUGAAUCCGCUGGCUCGGUCCGGAGGCUACAGCGUGGCAGUGGCUCUGAAUUUUACCCAAACCAAGAUGGAAAUGCCUGCGACAAAACAGAGCAGGAUCUCCUCGUUUUUUCUACCACAGAGUAGAAAGGAAAGAGAUGCAGAGGACUACAACUCUCCAUGGCCUUCAGGAAUGUCUUCUACUCCCCUUCCUGAAGCACAUAUGGGGACUAAACGAAAGCGUGAGAUGAUGUUUGAAUUGCCUUCGGAACUAGAUGACAUUAGCAGCCAUUCCUCUCUUAUAGACCCACAGGAACAUGAAGCAGGUAUUGAGAGAACAUCAGGCGAAGUCUGUAACAAUGAUGAUGAUAAGGAGCAGCAGUUUUUACAUUUGUUUUGGGGAUAUCAGUCAGAGGAGUGUGAGCCAGCAGGAAAGAGGAGACCUUGUGAGGAUAUCAAAAUUGAUAAUGUCACAGAUACACAAGCACACAGCAUCAAAGCCAUAAUGUGUGGUGAUGGGCCUGAUAAUAUGCCUGAAAGUCUGCUUCACAGGGAUCAGACACAGCAAAAUUCUCAUGAGAACUUUCGCAUGCAGAGAGGAGAGAACAGCAAUGAUUCUUUAACUUUUCUCUCUUCAGAAGAUGUGUAUACUCAGGAACUGGUAAAAGACCAAAGUGUGACGGAAAAGAGAGCUUCAUUUUUAACACCGAGGUCAACCACAGUGAUCCAAAACACGAUAAAACAUCUCAUGAAGUCUUAUAAAGAGCCACAGCCGAGGAAGAAGAAGAGAGAGGAUAAAGAAAAUUGCAGGUCCACAUCAUCAAGACGCAGCACUCAACUUUCACCUUUUAAGCAUCAUGUGUACUCUAGCCCAGCAAAAUGUUCUUCAGAUUUUAAUAGAAAACUUUAUCGGACUCCUAAAAAGUCAAUCAGGGAGGCUCAAGAGAAUGAUGAAGACUCACUGGGCAUGCUGUUUACUCAGGACUCUGAAGGUUUCCGGGUGAUCGCCCAUCGCAGCAAACUGUCUAGAUGUCCACUGAAGGACCAAACUAAUUCCCUUGAGGGCAGAGAGUAUUCGAGCAUCCCAUCUGUAAUGCCCCUGGAAAUGGAGGAGAACUCUGAUCCAGAGCCAGAGAUGCUUUUCACACAGGACUCUCAGGGAAAUAUAGUGAUUAAACAUUAAAGACCAAAUGUGGUGUAGGAUAAAGCUUUAUUUUUCAGUCAGGUUUAAAGCAUUUUCAUUAAACCAGUUUAUUGCACUCUGUGUAGACAUACUGUAUAUGUGGAGAUAUGUGGGCCUCUGAACAACAGCCUUGUGUAACACCAAUGUAAAUUUUACUUUUGUUUAGAGCAAAUGUUCAUCAUACAGGUAUCCCUUGUGAACUAGGUGUAUUUGAAAUUUCUUUUCUUGUUUUUUUGUCAAAUUAUAUAAUUUGUAUGUUUCUAUUUUGUGCAUUAAUGUGUAUUGGUGUAAUGUUCAUGCUCUGCUGUUGAUGUGCAACCUAUCUUAUUUGACCACCAGAUGGCACAAAUUGUUUCUAACAAAACUAAAACGUUUCAUCCAGAUGGAGUGCAUCUUACUUUAUCUAUAUUUUAGAAGAGGUUGAGUGUAAGGUGUUUAAUGACUGAGAACAACCACAGAUCUAAAUAAAAAGCAAUUAUUAAAGUGGGAAUGAUUUCAAUUAAACCUUCAAUAUGAAACGUGAACCUUUGUGCAAUUACAAGCUGAACAUAUUAUUUGUUUUAUCAUCAGAUAAGCUCCUGUUUUAAAGCAGAACACGAUAAAUAGACCACUUAUAGUUUCGUGGCAAAAUGUUUGUGGGUUUGUCCAGAUUUAUUUAAAAAAUCUUUUGUGAAGACAGAAUAAGUGGUGAGAAAACAUUCAGAAAUCCAUAAUGUUUUAUUUGUAGGACUAGUGUUU